GUUUCUAAUUUGGUCUCGCCUGGUCGUGUUUACUGCUUUUCAAAGGCAUGGCAUUUCACUUGUUGUAAUUCUUUGCUCUAAUGUUUUAUUCGUGGUCCAUGUUUGGCGUUGAUAGAAUCAACAUGUUCCGGUUUAUCUUGGCCUCUCUGACUGUGGCGGUAGCGUCUGCUAUCGUCUGCACUCCAGACUUCUGCCAGGGUGUCAAGCAACAGGUGCUUGACUGUAAGGGUGGCGUCAUCAAAAACGGUGGAUUUUGCGGAUGCACUGACAUCUGUGCUAAGGUGGAGAACGAGCCUUGCCAAGCUAACUUCUUACUCGGAGUCCCAAACACAGACCGCUGUGACGAUGGCCUAGUCUGCGCACCGGUCACUCUAGAAGGCUUCGUCCAGGGACACCAGUGCAUCACCCAGGAAAAAUUCCUGCAGCAGAAUCAGAACGGGAAUCCUGACGAUCUUGCAGUGUCGAAGAAAUCAGUGCCUCACUGUAACACAGCCUGCCGCAGAAAGUCGCUACAGUGUACAUUCUCUAUGGUCGUCUACGAGGGCCAGUGGUUUGCCAAGUGUGAUGUUCAAGGCAACUUUUUGGCUCAACAAUGCGACAACACUAAUCACUGUUUCUGCGUGGACCAACUGACUGGAGAGGUUCAAGAAGGAAGCAAAGUGCUUGGAGCUGCUCAGUGUUAACUCUCCAAGAACGAAGAGGAGACAUAAUAGGUCCGACAACAGACUAAAAGCCAUGUUGUGCCACAUGAGAAGGAUCAUGGAUCAUAAACAAAUCAAAAACACAAAAUUGUUUGGUUUUUUUAACAGCAUGCAAAGUGUCUAUUUUUAUAGGUUUCAGAUAAAGAAAACGGAGUUUAAAACUUUGAAAGAAAAAAAUGGAGCUAAAUUUCUUUUUAAAGUUAUCCACAACAAUGCGUUCUCAAGCGUUGUUGAAUGGCCAGAAUCUGCGUUCCCAAAGACUUAGAGACCAAAGUAAGCUAGAAAAUAUUUUUGUGUUUGCUCUUUAGCAUUUCACAUUUCAUCUACAUAGAUUUUAUAUUACUAUCCUUUGGUUUAGAUAACGCACACGUGACUUAAACGAUUUAGGCAUUUUUAAAAAGGCAAAUCAUCACAACUUUAUCCAUUGUGUGUUUAGUUCUGAAGUCUGAAUUAAAUCCUCCUUUUCAGAAAAUCUCCC
Molecule: messenger RNA, 1179 nt
Organism: Aplysia californica (California sea hare)
Lineage: Eukaryota; Metazoa; Mollusca; Gastropoda; Aplysiida; Aplysiidae
Exons: 5
Coding region: 81-683 (200 amino acids)
Source: RefSeq, a predicted model, not a curated record